Messenger RNA from Oryzias melastigma (Indian medaka), 2182 nucleotides. RefSeq names its product NTPase KAP family P-loop domain-containing protein 1. Lineage: Eukaryota; Metazoa; Chordata; Actinopteri; Beloniformes; Adrianichthyidae. The record is from RefSeq and is a predicted model, not a curated record. The transcript is spliced from 3 exons. Bases 172 to 2118 code for a protein of 648 amino acids.
AAACCCACAGAUUAAUAAGCCUUUGAGAUGUUGCUAGAUAGAUGAGAGAAACCCUGUUGUUCAUGAACUCUUACUUGUACAGGUGUAGAAUUUAAUGUCACGGUUGUUUCAAAAACCUCAACGCUGCUUUAAAUAAAGUCCAAUUUAUUUGUUUGUGUUUUUCCAGAAACUAUGGACAAAGAAGCAAAAGAAAUUGGAAAAACUGAAAAAACUGAGCAGGCCAAAGGAUGCAAGUGCAGGCCAAAAAACUCUGGCAUUUGUGGCUUUUUUACGUUUCUCCUUCGGAUGUUCUUUUACAGACCUGAAUGGACCAUGAACAACUCGAAUACCACGAAACUUCGAUUCAUUUUUGUAGAUUUUAGUGCUUGGCAUUUUGCAGGCAGUGACCUGCUGUGGGCUGGGAUAGCCAUGCGGCUGUUGGAGGCCAUACAGUUCAGCUUUGGGAAGAUGAAAAUUGUUCUUUUCCGUACGACUCAACUUGAUGAGAUGGAGGAAGUCAAGAAGAAGAAAACCCAGGAUUCAGAGAAAUCAUCAAACCGCUGGGUUCCCAAGGAGAUUCUCUGCUUCCCUCUCUGGAUGAUUUUCCUGGCUCUGAUUCUGAUCCCCAUUUUCUUUUUGAUAAUCCUGAUGACUGUGGAUUUUCCCGAAGGUGAAGGAAAACCCAACAACACGACAAAAGAAGAAGAAUCCGAUGAGGAAGAUGUGGUUGUGGGCAUGUUAGCUGCUUCACUUGGAAUCCCUGCAGUAUUCAUGAUAAAAUUUGGAUUUAAGGUUGGGAAGAACAUGGUCUUCAGCCAGGUUGGGAACAUUAGGAGAGCAAUGGACAAUAGCCGAUUGAGCAGCAAGUUGGGGUUUAUGAAUCAUGUCAGGAAGGAAAUUUGGUUAUUGUCUCGCUUCAUCCAGUUCAUGGAGGUGUUUGAGGGGAGCAGGAUUCGUAUUGUGCUGAAAAUCACUACUCUAGAGCACUGCAAGUCUGAAAAAAUCGUGAGCGUUCUAGAUGCCAUGAACAUCCUGCUUUCAGACAAGGAGAGUCCGUUUAUAUCCAUUUUGGCGGUGGACCCUCAAGUACUUCUGGAUAAAAUAAACUUUUCAAAAGGUUGUUACACCAAACAGGAUAGAGCUUAUGCGCUGUUGAACCGCAUUCUAACCCUAGCGUUCACCGUCCCAGUGCUGGACGAAACAUUAAGGGGCGAUUUUUUUAACAGAGUCAAGGACGAUCAGAUCUAUAAGAAGUUUGGAAAUCAGGAGAAUGGACACCCAACCAACAGUGAUUCAAUAGCUCUAUCCAAAGUGGUGGUGGGGGACCAAGAGGAGAGCAAGCCACUAACUGACAACUACGUAAAAGAGGAAGAAGUGGAAAGUUUAGUUUUGAGGAUUACGGAAGUCACUAAAACCAGAUUAAGUCAGUAUAUGGAUGACGAUACCAUCUUCAUGAAGAGAGUUAUCAGCUCUAUUUGUGUGUCUGUGUUCAUCAUGAAAGCCUUACAUAGAGAGCUGCCCAACCCCGAGAGCAUUGGAGCAUGGCUGGUCUUAGCCAACCAGUGGCCCUGUCGACUCAGCUGGAUCAUUCAGAUUGUGGAAGACCAAAAUCAAACUGGUAGUGCAGGCACGCCCACAGAUAAGUCCAUUCAGUUAUGGAAUGUCUUCAAUGAGAGCAGGGACGAGCUGUAUGCAAUGAGAUCCCAGAUUAUGGAUCUCCUUGAGCAGGAUGGAGAUCCAGAAAUGUUUGAGAAAAUGCUUGGCGAGAAAGAGUUUGGAUUCAACAUUAAGAACUUGGAGAUAAUUCAAUCGGUAUUAGUGAAUCUAGAUCAGUCAAUUAAGAGGAAGCUGGCUCAGAUCAGAAGCACAACCCAUCUGAAAAAUUUUGGUUGGAAGAGCAGCCCCCCACUGCCGUUAGCAACAAUCAGCAACAUGACCAAAGAGGAAAUAUGUGAAGAGAUGAAAAAAUUGAAUUUUGACGAGAAGUACGCAGAGAUUGUAAGAAGCAACAACAUCAACGGCUCUGCAUUGGUCUUUGGCGACGUUAAGGACCUUAAAGCCCUUCUGGGUAUGAACUUUGGAGAAUGGUCAGCCUUCAAGCUGCACUUCCUGAGAGUUUCCACAGAGAAAUUACCGUAGUUUCUGGACGACAGAGCGCACCUGUAUAUAGGCCCACUCUAUUUAAAAAUAAAAAUAAAAAAAA